AUGGUGAUUGGGGUUAUGGGUGUGACUGGUUCUGGCAAAAGCACUUUUGUUCGCACGGCAAGUGGUAAUAAUAACGUUAUCGUCGGACACUCACUGGAGGCUUGCACUCAAGAAAUCACCGCGUUCGAGUUUAAUACCAACGGCCAAAAUAUUAUCUUGGUUGACACGCCUGGUUUCAACGACACUUACAAGUCAGAUACGGAGAUUCUUCUUGAUCUAGCAAAAUGGCUUGAGGUAACUUACCGUCAGAAUGCUAAACUAACUGGCAUCCUCUAUCUGCACCGCAUCACAGAUGUUCGUAUGGACGGGAGCGCUAUGCGAAAUCUCAAGAUGUUCCGUAAGCUGUGUGGAGAAGAUCCAAUGAAGAAUGUUAUCAUUUUGUCUACCUUCUGGGGACAAAUUGACAGCCAGAGAGCCAUAGCGCAUGAGGCUGAACUGAAGACAAACCCUGACUUCUGGGGUACUAUGAUUGAACAUGGCGCCCAGGUAUCGCGCUUUGAUGGUACUCAGCAAUCUGCUGUCGACACUCUCAUGUCUCUUGCAACAAAGGCCAAGAUGACUCUCGAUAUACAGCGCGAGCUGGUAGACGAAGAAAAGCCCUUAGGUGAGACUGCUGCAGGCAAUGCUGUCAACGAGGAAUUGCAUCGCCUCGAGAACAAGUACCGUGAGAAGCUCGACGAGAUUCAGCAGGAAACUGCCGCAGCUCUGGCAGAGAAGGAUGUUCAAUAUGAACAAAUCCUCAAGGCCGAACGUCAGAAGAUGGAGCAGAAGCUUGAACGAAUCCACUCAGACCAGGAGAUGCUACGCCAAGAACGGCGCGAAGAGAUCCGCCGUAUUGAGGCUGACAACAAGCGCAAGAUCAGCCUCCUCCAGAGGGAAUACGAUGGAAAGCUCCAGCGGCAGCAGCUUGAAGCAGAUCGACUUCGUGACGAGGACAAGGCAGAGAUGAGAGAGCAAAUGCGUGAGGCACGCUUGCAGAGCACAGCCAUGCUGGCCCAAUUCCGCGGGCAGGUCCAGGAGAUUCAGGACCGUAGUGACGAGCAAAUCAGAGAGAUCAGGGAUGAAAAUGAGGCUUUGAGGACGGAGGCAAGGAAUAACGCCACACAGGGGAACUUUGGGGGAAAGCUGGCACAGCUGGUCGCUUCGGGAGCUCUGGCAGCAAUGGACCCCUUGGCGAUCCCCGUGGCGUUGGCCUCUCUGGCGGAUUUUGUGAAUGAGUUUUGA
Fusarium mangiferae is the source of this 1224-nucleotide messenger RNA. RefSeq lists its product as uncharacterized. The record is from RefSeq and is a predicted model, not a curated record. The coding region runs from base 1 to 1224 and encodes 407 amino acids. Gene Ontology annotation, molecular function: GTP binding. The transcript has 2 exons. Lineage: Eukaryota; Fungi; Ascomycota; Sordariomycetes; Hypocreales; Nectriaceae.